Paracoccidioides brasiliensis Pb18 is the source of this 7680-nucleotide messenger RNA. RefSeq names its product 1-phosphatidylinositol-3-phosphate 5-kinase. Gene Ontology annotation, biological process: phosphatidylinositol phosphate biosynthetic process. The record is from RefSeq and is a predicted model, not a curated record. The transcript is spliced from 2 exons. The coding region runs from base 1 to 7680 and encodes 2559 amino acids. Gene Ontology annotation, molecular function: ATP binding; metal ion binding; 1-phosphatidylinositol-3-phosphate 5-kinase activity. Gene Ontology annotation, cellular component: endosome membrane; fungal-type vacuole membrane.
AUGGCUUCUCAGAAAUCACAGGGAAACUCAAGCCCCUCCGCGUCCUCGAUAUUCCUACCUCUUGGUCGACGAUCAAGACGGGGUUCCCUUGCUUCUAUUAGUUCACAGGCAGAAAGAGAACAUAGAAAUGAAGCCUUGGACCAGAUACACAAUGCUGCCUGUCAGUCAGAUGAACUCACUGUGUUCUAUGAACUUACCAGUCCGCCUACUACUUCAUCAGCAACGGACAACAAGAGCAUAGUGGGAGAAUUGCAAGGCAGCCUGAGCGGGCUUUACAGUCGCUUUCGAGCCUCAGUGGGCGGCGUUAAAGAUAUGGUUGGAGUUUCAUCAAAAUCAUCAGAAACAACACCAGCAGAAACACCAGCGGUUAAAAGCCCUAACAUCUCCUCGUUUCCCUCAAAUGUACCGGGACAUACCAGCGCCGCAGGCUCCAGCGAUGUGCAUCCCUCGCUUACCAGCUCGGCUCAUGCAUCUAAAUGUCAGUCUCCGGCUCUAGGGACCUUCCCUCCAAUACAAGAAAGGACAGCCAAUCCCUCUAUGGGGAGGUCGUCAAGGAUUUCCUCCAAGGCUGGGAGUGUAUCUUCCAAAGCAUCUGGGCACCCUGGUGGUCCGUUGAAGUCAGCGAUUGCCCCUUUAACAAAAGCCACUUCAGGGAUGGCAAGUCCCACAGUUACUGAAAUCAACGUAAACGCCAUGAAGGAUGUUCCAUACCAUAAUAGGACCGGUUCAGGAAGUAUCUCAUCAAGUAUGCUACAGAAUACCGAUUCCUCCAGCUCGGAAAGACGGGACAGCUCCCAACCGACGUCGAUGAGCCAGUCGCAGCAGGAGCUAGGACCUAGUCACCAGUCAUAUUCACCUGUUUUGAUGACAUGGCAUGCCCACAAUGAAUCUUUUCGGGAAACUCGUUUGCCGGAGAACCCAGCCAUGGAGCGUGCAGCGUCCCCGAAACUUCAUUCUACCACUGCCGAUCGAAAUGGUCUUGCUGAACUCGACACAUCAUUCUCGAAAUCUUCUUGGAGAGCCUCGAUUGACGGAGCGCACGAGAUACUGCCAUCCCGUAGAGAAAGCCAACCGGGAAAUUCCACCAAGUCCAUCCCGAACGAUCAUUCCCCAACUCCAACCUCUGUUACCACAAGCCUUUCCAAAUUCUCAACAGCAGAUAGUUUGGCGAACGAAAGCAGAACACCAACGACUCUAGCGACUUCGUUAACCAUGACGGACAAGGAACCGCCAUCCGCGCACUCGUCGAAGACUUCCUUCAAGGAUCGCCAGGCGAAAGCACCUCCUAAAGUUAAUCAAUCACGCUUACCUGGAUUUGGGCAUUCACGGAUGUCUUCCUCAGAGUCAGACAAUCACCAACGAUCUGCAGCUAUUCCUUCACAUAUUUCGUUCAGCACUGGCUAUGCCGGUUCUGCUGCCCAGGCAAGAAGACGACCUCCCAUCCAGUCACGACAAGAGGUGCCUCCUUUCCGAAGCAAGCUUCUUGGCAAGGAAUUUUGGAUGCGUGAUGAGAAUGCUAAGGACUGCUUCCAUUGCGGAGAGCCGUUUUCUACUUUUCGAAGGAAACACCACUGUCGCACUUGCGGUCAGAUUUUUGACGCAAAAUGUACAUCUCUAAUACCAGGGACAGAUUUUGGGCACUCUGGUUCGAUACGAGUAUGUAGGCCUUGUGAAAGCAAGAUUUUGGCCUACCAGGACGAUUCUUCGGACCUAUCUGGAGAUGACCUGAGUCCUAUUGUGAUUAAUACUCGGAGCCCUGAUGCCAUCUCCAAUGGGAAUUUGUCUCGUUUAAGUGUAGAUGACGAUGCUUCUUCCGUCAUGUCUCAAUCGGUUGACCAUGUGUUAAAAACCCCCACCAUGGCAAUUCCUGCCACCAGACGUACUGGCGAUGGAAACAAUCGUCGUUCUGCCAUCCUGGAGUUCGAUUCCGAUCGGCAGCUUACGAGGCCUUCUUCCUCGAGAUCACUGAAAUCGUCAAUCAAUGGCAGACCACAUUCUAUUGGCCAUAAGCGGCAUCACUCGCGCCACCAAUUCAUUCGCAGCCUCAAGUCCUACCACGAAGACAGAGCCCCAUUCCAGCGUCGCGCUGCAGAGGAGAUGGGCAGGGAGUCUAGGCUUCCAGCCUUUCACCGGGAUAACAUUAUUGAUCCGGAUUUGGCCCAGUAUUUGUCAGAUGAUGCUUCGAGUGGUGACGAACAAUCAAAUUUAUUUGCUGUAGUUUCGGAUGGAGGUCUCUGCAAGAGCGUUGGUGAGAGUGAGAAAGCAUCUUUCAGCGGUCUUCUUGCAGCCGUAAGAAAGGGUCGUUCUCGUUUCGGUGACAAAUCAGGAGUUCCAGGGUUGUAUUCCACUCGUGAUGGCGAUGAUACGAGCGUCAGCAGUUCCAGAGCACUUAAUAUAUCUCGUUCUACGCGGCGACGUAAUUUGAGUGUUGCAAGUAGCAUUCACCAACGCGUAUCUCCGCGCACGUCAAAAGACAGCCAGGCCAUCCACUACUACCAUGACCACACCUUACCAUCGCUGUCAAUGCAAGGCCUACCAGCAUCUGCAGGUUUCAAGAUGACUAGAAGUUCAUCAAUGAGAGGCGCUGGUGCACCAGCUAUUGAACUCAACCGAGCCAGUUUAGACCAUGUCCGCAAACUCCUCCGGCAGCUAUUGAGAGAUGCAAGUAUCCCUCAUUCUAACUCUUGGGAAACUGCUUUGUUGCCAAUCCUUCUUAAAGCUACUGAUGAUGUAGAGCCAGACGUCCAGCAGGGCGACGCCAUGGACAUACGUCACUAUGUGAAACUAAAAAAAAUACCAGGUGGGCGCCCAGGUGAUACAGCAUAUGUUUCCGGCUUGGUUUUCACGAAGAAUUUGGCGUUAAAGAGCAUGCCUCGAAGCAUUUCUCAGCCUAAUAUUCUUAUUAUCACCUUCCCUCUUGAAUAUGCACGCCAACAGCAGCAUUUCAUGAGUUUGGAACCUGUCAUUCGUCAAGAGCGCGAAUUUCUAGAAAAUCUAGUCAAUAGGAUAUCCUCCUUGAAACCUAACCUUCUUCUUGUGGAAAAGAAUGUUUCUGGGCUCGCUCUUCAGUUACUAGAGAAGGCAAAUAUUGCUACUGCGUACAAUGUUAAACCAUCGGUAAUUGAAGCUGUCUCGAGAUGCACACGGACCAGAAUUAUCACCUCUAUGGACAGACUAGCCACCAGCCCAUCAUAUCCCGGCCAAUGUGGCAGUUUCGACCUCAGAACAUACGUUCAUAAAAAUCGCAAAAAGACAUACAUGUAUAUAUCUGGGUGUCCGAAAGAGUUAGGAUGCACAAUCGCCCUUCGCGGUGCAGAAAAUGAUCUUCUCAUAAAGAUCAAACGGAUUACGGAAUUCAUGGUCUAUGUUGUGUACAAUUUGAAGCUAGAAACCUGCCUCAUGAGGGACGAAUUCGUGAAAAUACCCUCUUUGUCAUCCGAAACACCAUCCACGAAGACCAGUGCGCCCUUUAACAUCACUGAGAGUACCGGACAGCCUAGAGAUGCGAGCACCACUGUGCAUGACCAAAAUUCCCAACACAGCUCCCAGUCGGUUAUUACUGACGGCGCAAAAUCCUUCGAUGGUUCUCCCACCUCUCAUAGUCCUGUUUCUGUUAUUGACACCGCUACGAAUGCAUCUAGUCGGGAAUUUGAGCAGACCAGCAGUGCCACCACCGUGCCUGCCUUUUAUGAGGAUAUGGUUGAGAAGCACCAAACAAAAAUUCUCUCUGCAUCUCCUUUCGUGAAGUUUAUGCCACCUUACCUUCUCAUGCGCGCUAGAGAACUGGAGCGGCAGCUUGCAUAUCUCAAACGGCUUCGCGAUCAAGAUUUUUCAACAGAGCAGUUGAGUGAUGACAAAGCGAGAUCCCAAAAAUUUGUCCUCAUUACUCCUGAAAUGAUUCACGAGUCUCUCUCUGGCGCUUCAGCCAAGGUUAAGGAAGUGCUCCAUGCGGUUCACGAUGCAGAAUAUGACAGAGCACUGCAUAACUACCAAACGCAGAAGAGACAAUGGGAAACAUACAUUUCUGGAAACGGCAACUUGUUCGAUCCUUACUGCCAUCAAAACAUUGUCGUACUUUAUAGCCUUGUUUGCACGACAACUUCCGUUCCCUGUUCUGGUCCAGAUAUAUUUGCUCUUGGAUUUUACAAUGAGCAAGAAUCAGAUAGAUUAUUCGAAGCUGAUUUUACCCUUGGUCAAUAUGUUGAGGAACUUUGCCUCAGCGCUAAUGAUGUAUGUGAGGUGAAUGGUUGUGAAGAAAGGAUGUUUAGCCAUCAUCGACAGUACGUACAUGGCGAAGCUCAAGUCACUGUUAUUGUUCAGCCGUACCCAUCCAAGCUUCGUGGGUUGCAGGAUGUGAUUUUAAUGUGGAGCUGCUGCAAAAUCUGUGGCAAUGAGACACCAGCUAUCCCUAUGUCAGAGAGCACUUGGAGAUAUUCAUUUGGAAAAUACCUUGAAUUGUCAUUUUGGUGUGGUAACCUGCAUGCGCGUGCUGGUCUCUGUCCUCACGACUUGCAUCGCGAUCACCUUCGUUAUUUUGGCUUCAAAGAUGUGGCUAUUCGCAUCCAUUAUGAUCCCAUCACGUUACUGGAAAUCAUUGUACCACGACCUCGCGUUACUUGGAAAGUCGAUAAAGAUCUCAGGCUUCGAAACGAAAUAUACAGCCAGGCGGAAAAGCGCUUAAAUCGGUUCAUGUUAUCCGUAAAAUCCAGGUUGAAAAGUAUUAAUGUUGAUAGUGUCAUCCCGGAAAUGGCAGAAGAUUGCCGGUAUGAAAUCGAGGCGCUCAUGAAGCGAGCGAAUGAUGAGCACCUCUCCCUCAUUAAGCUGCAUCAAGAACUCUACAUGAACUCUCGAUACUGGGAAAUAAUUCCUCUGAAUAGAGUUAUUCACGCUAUGCAAGAAAAGGUCGUGGAAUGGGAUGCGACGUUUGCAGAGUUUGAACGGAAUUUCUUCCCUUCAGAAAAGGAUAUCCGGCGACUAGCAACGUUACAACUUAAGCGAAUAUUUCUUGAUAAGGAUGUUUCCGUCACCUCCUUUACAACGACUGACGAAACCGCUGCAACAACCCCUGUUGAGGCAGUGGAAGCAGAUGCGGCAACAGUUCCUUCGACGGCGGAAAACCACAAGUUGGCGAGAAGGAUGACACUGUCUCCCCAAGAGGCUAAGAGUGUCCUAGUUUCAGUGGUGGAAGAGCAUUCGGGUAAAAUCAACAGAUGUAGGGAAAGUCCUGAGCAGUUACCUUCCCCGGCACAGCUCAAUGUCAACGAAAACGAACCCGUCACGUUCCCUGAGAAAGCAAUGGCUUCUGGACAGGACGUUCAGCAUUUAGACUUGGCUAUGCCGCCCAGCGUUGAUGAUCCAAACCAUUCUACCCCCAUACCCGAACCCGCCUCUCAACUUCUACCUAGUAACAAAUCCGAGGGUCCAACCGCCUGUGGCACGGCACCAUCAGACAAUCACGAUGGCGAUAAGAACACGGCUCCGGAUCUGCAGUCACCAGAUGCUUCAAAUGAAGUCCAGGCUAUCAUUGAAGACCAAGGACGUGGUGGUGAUAGCCCCGACCAUACCAUUCUGCACCCCCCCCAAAACCCCCGACCUUCUGGUAUCCCAAGGCCGUCGGAGAAAUCGUCUCGAAAGCCUCCAACUGGAAAAUCUCCCCCCUUACUAAGAGCAGAUUCACACCCAGUCCACAUGCCAGACAACAGUGCGAAUGGGGAGGCAAUGCAACUCGUGCAGAGAGCGGCAACUGGCGGUUUCAACCUUAGGAGGACUGAUAGGCAAGCUGACUCAACUAGUGUCUCAAAGGCCAAAGUUGGUGAAAAGAAGUUUUCGGAACGCCUUGGCUUGUCAUCCUUGAAGCCGAGUAAAUUGGCUUCGGAUCAUCAAUCUCUAAUACCGCGUUCUGUACAAGGAAAAAGCUCACGGGUUUCGAAUUUAGCAAAGCACUUUGAACAAUUGAGCCGUGAAUUUGAAAAGGAGCGUAUGAGAGAGCGUCAGCAACGCGCAUCUCAAAGAAAGCAGUCUCGUGCGUAUCCCAUGGCUUCUUCAAAUCCAAUUGUAGAAGUUUACAGGAACGUGAGAGAUGCGGUUGAGGAACGGGACCCAUCGGACGAGGACUUUCUUUCAAAUCUGCCCUCUUCUGCUACUUCAAAGGAAUCAACCACAUUGGUGUCUGAAAUUAAAAAGCUUGCUAAGCCUGAAGAUACCGAAGAAGAAGAUCACAAAGAACAACCCCAAGAUACGUCCAUAAAACCAGACGAAACUGUGGUACAAGCCAGCCAAGUCCAAUCAGAGGCUGAGGGUGAGGGCGAAGGCAAAUGCGAGGAUGAACACAGUGACGCAGAAAGAAGUCUUCUGGACGAGCUUCAGAUUGUUGACUCAGCCAAAGAAGCAAACAAGAUGCUGCCUGAGGAUCUUGAUUUAAAAGAGCUACCAAAGUACGAACGGACAUCCCUUCUCAAAGUGUUAACGAACUUCUGGGCCGAACGCUCUGCCAGUGGAUGGGCUCCUCUCGAAUACCCCUUGAGCGAUUCCGACCAUCUUUUCGCAGAUUGUAACAUAAUUGUUCGAGAGGACGAACCCAGCUCCCUAAUUGCAUUUGCUCUGGACUCCGAGGACUAUAAGGCUAAACUCUGGAGCAUCCAAGAACAUGACCUGGUGGAAGAUAACCGCUCUGAUGAACGUCAUCCUCCCGAAGUCGAGCAAUCACUUCUCAGGGAAACGGGAACUCAUCUCAAAUACCAGUUCCAAGAAGGCCAGGCUAAGAUGCUUUGCAAAGUCUUCUAUGCUGAGCAAUUUGAUGCACUCCGACGAAAGUGCGGUGUUUCAGAACGGAUAGUCGAGUCGCUGUCGCGUUGUAUGAAAUGGGAUUCUCGUGGCGGAAAAACCAAGUCGCUUUUUCUGAAAACUCUAGACGACCGCUUCAUCCUCAAGUCACUCUCAACCAUUGAGACCCAGGCUUUUUUGAAAUUUGCGCCAGCAUACUUCCAAAUCAUGUCCGAAGCCCUGUUUCACGAACUCCCUUCCGCCAUCGCAAAGAUGUUUGGCUUUUACCAAGUAAUUAUCAAAAACCCUGUCACCGGGGUGGAAUUCAACUGGUUCCUUCUUCUCAUGGAGAACCUCUUCUACGACCGGAACCCAACACGUAUAUUCGACCUGAAGGGAUCAAUGCGCAAUCGUAAAGUCCAAAGUACGGGCGAGCGCAAUGAAGUACUCCUCGACGAGAACAUGGUGGAGUUCAUAUACGAGAGUCCCCUGUUUACUCGAGAACAUUCUAAGAAACUUCUAAGCCAGAGCGUAUGGAAUGAUACUUUAUUCCUCGCUCGCCAGAACGUCAUGGACUACUCCCUUAUGAUUGCAAUUGAUGACGCCCGCCAGGAACUUGUUGUUGGCAUCAUUGACUGCAUCCGUACGUAUACUUGGGACAAGAAGCUGGAGUCAUGGAUAAAGGAUCGCGGAUUUGCCGGGGGCGGCAAAAAUAGACCGACCGUCACCAGUCCGAAGGAGUAUAAGAGUCGUUUCCGGGAGGCUAUGGCCAGAUAUGUGCUACAUGCUCCAAAUUCAUGGCACCAAUGCCAAGUGAUGAAAUUGGAUCGACGGAGUCUCAGACUCAAGAGCCGUGAGCGAGAUAACUUCAAAGCUAACAAGGAGGAAAAUGUCGGCCCGGGAGGAGUCGUUUCUUAA